CGUAGCGUCCGGUGAAUGUGCCAGGUGACCAUUCCACCAUCAGUGGCAAAUCAGUAGCUUUAAUGGAAUGGUGCUAUUUGUGUAAUCGUGUCAAGUGCUAGGACCUGCCACCUGAAAACACCCACUGUCACGCAGAAGAUAUGACACAAAUGACGGGCCUCUGUGGCUCAGUAUUUCUGCUUCCAGCAUCAUGGAUCAUAACUUGGCUGAGCAUAUCAAGCACAACUUUGGCCUUCAACCUUGAGCCAGAAUCUGCCCAGAUUUUCACUGAUCCAACGGUUAACCAGCUAAACACAGGCCGCCAGUCUUACUUUGGAUUCUCAGUGGCUCUGCAGAGGAAUGCUCUCAGCAAUUCCAACUGGCUGGUUGUUGGCGCACCCAGGGCUAACUCCAGUAUGUACAUACCAACUCAAAUAACAGAGCCUGGAGUCAUCUUUAAAUGCGACCUGCAAAAAGAUAAAACCCCAUGUCAAGAACUACGAAUUGAUCAAACAGGAAAUCAGCAGAGCUUGUUGUACCAUGACCUUAAGAAUUUUGGUUGGCUUGGAUCAUCCCUCGAUUCUCAGCCUUCCCGUGAGGACAACAGACAAGCUACAGCAACAUGUGCUCCUCGAUGGAAGAAUCAGUACUUUACCUCGCAGAGUCUCAUGAAUGGAGUAUGCUACUGGCUUAAUGCUUCACUCCCAGAUGCCCCAUCUCACAAAUUACUACCACUCCUCAAUUAUGACAAGCAGACAUUUCAGACUUUUCGCAGCAGCGUGUACUUUUACUCACACGGACAGGCAGGAAUGUCUGUCCACUUUCCAGACAGCCAAAACGAAAUGAUCAUUGGUGCUCCAGGCCUCCUCAAUUGGCAAGGUUCAGUUAUCCUCCUUAGAGAUAGCGUUCCCUUCCCUAAUGUGAAUACUUUUCGUCAGCCUACAGCAUCAGAAGACACGAUGUUUAAGUCUGCCCUGGUGCCUAAUCCUUACUACACAUACAGCACCGAAGACUUUGAGCUCACUGGAUAUGCUGUGACUUCCGGCAGAUUUUUCAACAAGAAUCAGCUACUUUAUGUCACAGGAGCUCCUAGGGGAGCAUCUAUGCAUGGCAAGGUGCUGAUAUUUUCCUUUCCAGACAAUGAAGUCCAGAGUCUAAAUAUCUGGGUUGAGUGGAGAGGAAGUCAACUUGGAGAAAACUUUGGGGCUUCCCUUGUUACUGCUGAUGUGAAUGGAGAUGGAUUAAGUGACCUCAUCGUUGGAAGUCCAACAUACUCUGAGCCAAACAAGCCAGACACUGGAAGGAUUCAAGUUUUCAUUGGCACGACAGAGGGCAAUAUCCUGAAGAUAAGUAGUCAUUCAGGUUCAUCACAAUCUCUUGCAAGAUUUGGCACCACUCUGGCCCCUUCUGGAGACAUAAAUCAUGAUAGUUAUGAAGAUGUAGCUGUUGGAGCCCCUUGGGAAGAUGAUGGUAGAGGAGCUGUAUACAUUUACCUAGGAUCAAUUUUUGGUCUCAGAAAGGAAUUCUCCCAGCGUCUCACACCAGAUGACUUCCCCAGUUAUCCGCUAAGAGGUCUUGGCAUGUCAAUAUCAAGGGGUAUUGACAUUGAUAAUAAUGGUUAUCCAGAUCUAGCAAUUGGAAGCUUUAUAUCUGGACAUGCCCUGGUCUUGAGGUCUCGAACAGUUGCAUCAAUAAAAGGACACUUGGAGUCUAAUCCCCCAGCCUUGCAACUUGAUACAACAGAAUUCUCACUCACUGCCUGCAUUAUUUACACCGGCUACAAGGUUCCAGCUUCUGUUGAUGUUCCUUCACUACUCACUUUGGACUAUGGACAUCAUGCACCCAGGGCUUCCUUUUCGGAUACGAAGCGAACAGUGAAGAAUGUUACACUAAAAGCCACAAUAGAAAGAGUGGAAUGCAAAACAUUCCAAGUCAGUACUGAGGCAAACAAAAUCAAUCCCAGACGACCCAUCAUAGUGAGCUUUGAAUAUGCAAUUCCUGAUAUUCCUGGACGGCAACUGUAUCAACCCAAGACUGACAACACAGAGCCACAGAGCUUCACCUACCCCAUUCGUAUUGUGACUGACUGUGAGGACAAUGGAAAUAACAUAUGUGAGAUUGAUUUACACGUUGAAGCUGACUUCAGAAACUUCAGGGAUGAUGAAAACCUUGUGAUUGGAGGAAUAAAGCGACCUGAACUUGAGAUUUCUGUUAGUAAUUUAGGAGAGUCAGUAUUUCUACCAAAUGUCUCAAUCAACGUGCCAGAGCCUUUCGUCCUGUUCAUGCCCAUUUCCCACAGCUGUCAAUUUGCCAGCAAAGGUAGCAGAUCACACCUUGUUUGCCAGCUGAAAAACCCAAUUUUGAGGGAUAAUAAGGAUACAUUAGUAGUCAUAAUUGACCCAAGCCAGAUCACAGAUGCCACACAAUCAACAACUCUGACAGUUAAUGUGGAAGCAGCAGGAGAAGGAACAGAAAUUCAAGCACGAGACAAUCGCAGGAGUACAGAUAUUCAAUUGUUAGCAGAUGCUGAGCUGAAACUCCAAGGGUAUUCGCGUGCUGAGCAAAUCCUCUACCCGCGGCUGGAUGAGAACACAAUUGACACUAAUGAACCUACAGCAUCUUUCACUCACUAUUACUCACUGGUGAAAUCAGGGCCAACUCCAAUUGAAAGAAUCGAAUUUGUUAUUGACAUCCCAGUAAACCUUACUGGAAAUGUGAACUUCAUAACAUUAUACACCCCAGAGACAAAUUUCUUGGACCAGCCCUUCUUUUGCAAUAUUGAAGGUGCAACUCCAAAGGUACGACAAUUUAGAAAUGGUGAACGAGGCAGUGACACGGACACCCUUUUACCAACUGAAGUUUCUGUAGCUUCAAAAGUAAAGAGAAGUACCAAAACCCUGCUGUUUGAGUCCAAUAAGGAAGCUGCAAUGCACCAGAACUCUACUUAUGACAAACCACAAGUAUUUUCCUGUGCAAACAGUGAUGUAUCAUGUGCUAAAGUAAGAUGCCUCAUCAAUUCCUGGCCAGGAGAGUCCAGAUCUGCAAGUUUUUCUAUAAGAAUGGAGGUUAACUUUGUAAAUUUAGCUAGUCAUAUGUCAGCUCGUGUGGGUGCCAGUGUGAUGAGUACGGCCAGAGCUUCAAUCAUUUCUUUAAAUCCAACGCUGGUUUUUCAGGGAAACAAGACCACUUCAACAGCUAUAGAGACUAUCCUUGUCCCUCUCAGUCUGCCUGAAAAACAAGUGGCUUGGUGGAUCAUCUUGCUAGCAGUUCUGGGUGGACUACUACUGCUUAUCCUCCUGGCUGUGGCACUAUACAAGUUUGGGUUCUUCCGACGCAAAAAGCAAGAGGAGAUGAAGGCGCACAGAGCUCAUGUGGAAUCACAAUCAGGGUAUGGAGCUACAACAAACGGUGACAAAUAAAGCAAAAAAAAAAAAAAAAAA
Molecule: messenger RNA, 3419 nt
Organism: Macrobrachium nipponense
Lineage: Eukaryota; Metazoa; Arthropoda; Malacostraca; Decapoda; Palaemonidae
Product: integrin alpha-PS4-like
Exons: 23
Coding region: 141-3398 (1085 amino acids)
Biological process (GO): cell-matrix adhesion; cell-cell adhesion; integrin-mediated signaling pathway
Cellular component (GO): external side of plasma membrane; integrin complex
Molecular function (GO): integrin binding
Source: RefSeq, a predicted model, not a curated record